Messenger RNA from Sorex araneus (European shrew), 663 nucleotides. It is a transcript of the gene FXYD1, whose product is annotated as FXYD domain containing ion transport regulator 1. The record is from RefSeq and is a predicted model, not a curated record. Gene Ontology annotation, cellular component: membrane. The transcript has 7 exons. Bases 16 to 438 code for a protein of 140 amino acids. Lineage: Eukaryota; Metazoa; Chordata; Mammalia; Eulipotyphla; Soricidae. Gene Ontology annotation, molecular function: sodium channel regulator activity. Gene Ontology annotation, biological process: monoatomic ion transport; regulation of sodium ion transmembrane transporter activity.
AGGAAGGCUGUUUCCAUGGCGGCCUGUGGAGGCAAAUUCCUCCAGGGUGAAGUGGGAGAUAUUUAUACCCAGGGUCAGGCGAGAGCGGGCCGGCUGCCGAGGGCAAGCGCGCGGGGCUGCUCGGACGCAGGGAGGCCGAGGCUGUGGCGUGUGGGCAGGAUAAUGGCAUCGCUUGGCCACAUCUUGGUUCUCUGUGUGGGUCUCACUGUGGUCAGUGCAGAAGCUCCCCCGGAACACGACCCAUUCACAUAUGACUACCAAUCGCUGAGAAUCGGGGGCCUCACUAUCGCCGGGAUCCUCUUUACCUUGGGCAUCUUCAUCAUCCUGAGCCGGAGGUGCCGGUGCAAAUUCAACCAGCAGCAGAGGACCGGGGAGCCUGAUGAGGAAGAGGGAACUUUCCGCAGCUCCAUCCGUCGCCUGUCGAGUCGCCGGCGAUAGAAGCACCUGGGAGCGCUGGAGCCGGCCGGGGGCUGCGGCCGCACUGGCUGGGGGCGCAGGUGCCGGGCUGGGGGGCUCUCCCGCUCCUCGGCCCCCGUCUCCUGCGCGGAGGAUUCGCCAGCACCUGACGCUGCCCACCCACGCCCCGCGCCCACCCGCACCCCCGCCGCCUCCUGCCCGUCUCCUGCCCCCGGACUCCCAAUAAAAUGAGCUCUUCUCUCUUGA